This is a messenger RNA of Syzygium oleosum, 1101 nucleotides long. RefSeq lists its product as uncharacterized. The transcript is spliced from 2 exons. Lineage: Eukaryota; Viridiplantae; Streptophyta; Magnoliopsida; Myrtales; Myrtaceae. The record is from RefSeq and is a predicted model, not a curated record. Bases 97 to 834 code for a protein of 245 amino acids.
UCAACAAGAUUUUCUAAGCAAACACCUUAUCAUCCACUCUCUCUCUCUCUCUAAGAGAAGUCAAGUCACUGAGCAACGUUCUCUGAGAAGAAAAAAAUGGGUUUUGAGAAGAAAGAUCUGGAUGUGGUGCUGGUUCCGUGUGGCUUGCUCAUCAUGUUCGUGUACCAUUUUCAUCUCCUCUACAGAUACCUCCAUCAGCCUCACACCACUGUCAUGGGGUUUGAGAACUUCAACAAGCGCUUCUGGGUUCAGGCCAUCAUGCAGGGUGACAAGAGGGACAUUGGCGCGUGCCUCGGGGUGAUCUCCUCCAACAUAUCAGCGGCGACGUUCCUGGCCUCCAUCUUACUCACCCUCUGCUCCAUGAUCGGCGCCUGGAUCAGCAACACCAACAACUUCAAGAGCGACCUCAUCUACGGUGACACCCGGCCCUCCACCCUCUCCAUCAAGUACAUCAGCCUCCUCAUCUGCUUCCUCCUUGCCUUCGCAUGCUUCAUCCAGUCAGCCCGGCACUUCGUCCACGCCAAUUACCUCAUCAGCACGCCGAGCCCAGGAGUCCCUCCAAAGAGCGUCGAGGUGGCCGUUAUCCGAGGCGGCGAUUUCUGGUCCAUUGGGCUCAGGGCACUGUACUUUGCUCUGAACUUGCUUCUCUGGUUCUUCGGACCAAUACCCAUGUUUGUUUGCUCCAUUUUCAUGGUCUUGUUCUUGCACUACCUCGACUCAAACACGAUGCCAUUGAUUGAGCACGAGUUUGAUGGGAAGCAAGUAGUGAAGAAGGUGGAGCAAAGGGUUUCUGAGAUGGCAAUGGCCAUUCACAUGCCUUCGCAUCAGAAUUGACCAGGCCUGAUUCGUUCGCGUACAUCUAGGAAUAGAAGAACAAGGUUGGAUUUUUUUGACGAAGAUAGGCAAUUAUAAAUUGCAUUAAUAGUAAUACAAUAGAGAGUAUAAGUGUGGAAAGGUACUUUAUUGUUUAUAGUAUCAGCUGUUAUUUUCUCAAUCGGCCAUUAUCUCGAGAAGUUUAUGGCGGAAUGUCCUCAAUAUUGGUAGAAUUACUAAAAACUCUCGACAGUUGCUGCUACAAUCUCUAUAGAAACCGUUCGUAGA